Pelodiscus sinensis (Chinese soft-shelled turtle) is the source of this 2111-nucleotide messenger RNA. Lineage: Eukaryota; Metazoa; Chordata; Testudines; Trionychidae. The record is from RefSeq and is a predicted model, not a curated record.
GUUGGCCCCGCCCUCAGCCCGCCGCACGCAGGGCAGCUGGCUCGGCCCGGUGCUGCAGAGUGGAACCCGGCAGGCCCGGCACCUGGCGAUGGAAACGGCUCCCCCCGCUGUUGGCAAGGAAGGAACCUACAAAUUCAAGUUCACUUGAAGUGUCUGUUAAGGCAGGAAGAUGCUGUGGAAAGCUCUGCUGAGGACGGAGCUGGGGGGAGCGGGGAACUGGACUGCCUCCAUGCACCGGUUCCUGUCCCCUACCCUCCGGUACCGGUCCACUUCUGUCAUGGAUAACCACCAAGUGGAGCUGGCCCGAGAGCGAUCCAAGACCGUCACCUCCUUCUACAAUCAGUCGGCCAUCGAUGUUGCAGCAGAGAAGCCCUCCGUGAGGUUGACGCCCACCACCAUGCUGUAUUCGGGACGGUCGCAGGACGGAAGCCACCACCUGAAGAGCGCCCACUACCUGCACCGCGAGCUGCCCGUCCGCAUCGCCCAUCGCAUCAAGGGUUUCCGCAGCCUCCCCUUCAGCACUGGCUGCAACCCCACCAUCCUCCACGUGCACGAGCUGUACAUCCGAGCCUUCCACAUGCUGAGUGAAUUCCCCCCGAUCAAGGACCAAGAGGCGGAGGCGCAUUACUGCAAGCUGGUCCGGCAGCUGCUGGACGAUCACAAGGACGUGGUGACGCUGCUGGCCGAGGGGCUGCGGGAGUGUCGGAAACACAUCCAGGACGAGAAAGUCAUCCGCUAUUUCCUAGACAAGACGCUCACCUCCCGGCUGGGGAUCCGGAUGCUGGCGAUCCAUCACCUGGCGCUGCACGAGGAAAAGGUGCGAUUCCUCUCUCUCGCUGGCCCCCGCCUCUCCCCGAAGAAAAUCAUCGAGAAAUGGGUGGAUUUUGCGAGGCGCCUGUGUGAGCACAAGUAUGGGAACGCCCCGCGGGUGCGGAUCAACGGGCACGUGGCCGCUCGCUUCCCCUUCAUCCCCAUGCCCCUCGACUACAUCCUGCCGGAGCUGCUCAAGAACGCCAUGAGAGCCACCAUGGAAUCCCAUCUGGACACUCCCUACAACGUACCCGACAUUGUCAUCACCAUCGCCAACAACGACAUCGACCUGAUCAUCAGGAUUUCGGACCGGGGCGGCGGGAUUCCGCACGAACACCUGGAGAAGGUGAUGGAUUAUCACUUCACCACGGCGGAGUCCAGCACCCAGGACCCCCGCAUGAACACCCUCUUUGGGAACAUGGUGGACAUGGUCAACAGCGGCCAGGCGGGCCCCAUGCACGGGUUCGGCUUUGGGCUGCCGACUUCUCGUGCCUACGCCGAGUACCUGGGGGGCUCGCUGCACAUCCAGUCCCUGCAGGGUAUCGGUACCGAUGUUUAUCUCCGGCUGAAACACAUCGAUGGCAAGGAGGAGAGUUUCCGCAUCUAGAGACACCCCUUUGCCGGCCCGCGGCCUCUCCAGUUCCGCGUGGACUUCGGCUUUGCUUCCCGUGACUCUGUGCUUGGAUACCGACGAACCCGAUCCCGCGGCCCCGGGCGCCUGGGUUCCCAGCAUCUCCCAAAGGGGCCGGAGCUCUGUGCUUACGGACAGGACGUCGCCUCCUGCUGGUUAUUCCGAUUCCGCCCCAGGAGCACCCUAAUGGAUGCAGUAUUCUGCGGGGGCGGAGCAUGGGUCGGCCCCGCCCCCAAACUGGUUUUUAAGGCAACGGACACUUCCCGUGUGCGUCCCUUCAUUGAUACUGCCAGCGCCUUGUGCGCUCAUUUUUUCACCCUUGUUGCAUUCCCUUCUUCUGAGGAAACCAAAUGGAAGCACAGCAUUGGAGGAGGGGGAAGACUUUUAUUGCUGCGCAUGGCCCCAGAAUCUCUCUCUCACACGUAUCUCUCCAGUCCCUCCCCCCACGCACACCUUGGGCAGGAAGACAUUUAUGGUUGCGCACGGACGCUGAAUUCCUCACCCACCCACAGAGAUGCUAAUUUUAGCCUUUUCCAUUUUUUUGCUUUCUCAUUUAUGGGGGAGGACAAGAUGUGGAUUUGACUCCUCCCCUUCGGGGUGACUGGGGGAGCCAGCCCCUUGACGUGUAUCCCACUAUGAUUCCAAUUAAAGGUGCCGAUUCGGAAAGGGA